Molecule: messenger RNA, 2109 nt
Organism: Lachancea nothofagi CBS 11611
Lineage: Eukaryota; Fungi; Ascomycota; Saccharomycetes; Saccharomycetales; Saccharomycetaceae
Source: the annotation of a GenBank genome assembly
AUGGCCUCUGAAUCGGAGCCAAAAGCUGCGCAAGACGGCACUGGCGUGUCUGGCGAGCCAUCAGCGCAGUUUGGGGGCGAUUCAGCCGCGAUUGAAGCUCCCAUUGUUGCCAUGGGAAGCGCGCAGUUAGACGCCCAGGAAAUGGAGUCCGGAGGCGACCUCGAGACUGCAAAGCCUACAUCAGCACCGCACAACACGCCAGAGCCGAGCCCCGGCUCUGGCUAUCCGGGACACGGCGAUGCGCCGUUUGCGGGCCAAACACUUCUGCCGCCGCCGCUCACGGGCGGAGAUCCCAGUAUAGAGCAUCCGCCGCCUCGAGGGCCUCCCCCGUCCGCUGGGACCAACGACAGCGAUGCUGGCGGCUCGUCAGCAUCGCCCAAUCUUCGCCAAACGGUCAAGACCGAAGGUAAGGACCAGUACUUAAUCCCAGAACCGCGAAGACAGGUCACCAAGGACGAGCCCAGAGCCGCGGUCAUCACCGACGAAGAAAAAGCGGCGGCAACGACGAAAAAGGACGGCGGCACUGUGAAGAUCACCAAACACGAGGAGCAGAUGCUGGCGGAAGAACAGAACAAAACACAAGAUGCUGAGGCAGCAGCGCUGCAAUUGCCGCACAUAUCGACACUGCUGUCACUACCGCGGCUUCCAGACUCCAGACACGCGUCUCCAAAUUCUAUUCUGACGCGGCGCAACGUUUUUGCAACUUCAGCUUCGCGGUAUUCGCCGACGGAAUCCGCGAAAGACGAGGAAAGACUGCCACUGCGGGGUGCCAGCUUUAGCGGUAGCAGCAGCACGAGCGGGCUUGUUUCUGGUACCGGGCGUACUUUUCUCACUCCGCAUAGACUCAGUUUCAAUACUCAUCGAAUGGCCACUGAUCCACACGUGACCCUUGACCACAACAACAAGAUCAACAUCUCGUCACUACUCAAUUCCAGAGGCGAGGACAUGUACACGCUGCGGUCGCGCGAGCAAUUGAGCUCGUCGCCCGCAUUCCAGGCGUUACUUAACAGCGGGAGUCGUGGUGGCGAUGGCCAUGGCGGCGCCGCCGUGGACGUUGCCGUCGACGAUGACGAUGACGAUGACGAUGACGAGGAUGAUGAUGACGAUGAUGACGAUGGCGACAAUGACUUUGAAGAUCGCAGCUCAAAACGCCAGUCACCGUCAGUAGUCGUGGUGCCACCCCCGGCAUCGCAACCCAAGCGCGUCAAAUCCAAGCUCGACGAAUUAAGAUCUCGCGUGUUACUCGACCCUAACGCCAACCCACUGCGACCGGGCCAACCAGACUCGUCGUCGUCACCCCGCACCGAUGAUGAGUCUGCAGCUGCGGGUGCCGCAGCGGCAAUCAUCAGCAGGAUGCGUUCAUCUCCAUACGCAGCGCAAAACGACGAAUCGAAUCAAUCCAGUCGGCCAGGGUCUGCUAGUUUCAGACACCACAUGCGGCCUAUAGUGCGUAUUCACCAACGGGAAUACGACCCAGAUGACAGCGACGAAAGUGCAGUAAUUGAAGAUGAUACAGAAGACGAGUCCUAUGAGGAGCUUCCAAGACGCGGGUCUGACAAAAUAAGCUGGAACAAAAGUGGUAUGAAGAAAAGAGUAACCAGACGCCAGUCUGCGCCUUCCGCCAAUCUCAAACGUCGCCACUCUAUUCAUCCCGACAAUAACUCUGUCUCUGCUUCUCGCACUUCGCGGCACUCAUCUACAUCCUCCGCGUCAACUGUCACAUCUUUACUUUCAGCGGCAAAACUUUUAGGUAGGAAACCUACCCCUACCACCAUCAAGGAUGAGAAUCAGAAAACCAAAACCGGCAAAGAAUCAUCGUAUGAGUCGCCCUCUGCAUCGCCAAAGGACAACAACAACAAUAAACCAAGGCGAAAAAACGCUUCCGGAUCGCGCUCAAGAAGCGGCUGCUGGAUUUGCAGGCUGCGCAAAAAGAAAUGCACUGAGGAAAAACCAAGUUGUCACAAUUGCCUGCGGCUUAACUUGCAGUGCUUUUACGACCACACAAAACCAGACUUUAUAUCGGAUCCCGCGAAGAAAAAUGAUAAACUGGAGGAGAUCAAAAAGAAAACAAAAGAGGCGAAACGUAUGGCAAUGAGAAGGAGGCCUUAA